CCGGAAGUAGAAGCGGGGGUGGCGGCGGCGCAAAGCUGAGGGAAGUAGGAAGGCAGGGAGCCGGAGACCCGGAGCCAAAGUCACAGCGGCGGUAAUAGUCGGAGACCCCUCUAGGCCACCGUCCCUAGCGCGGGACCGCGGGGUUUGAUAGGAAUUAGCAGGGAGCAAGCAGGGCGGUGGGACGCUGUGAGGAGAGGCUGGGGGAGGGGGGCGGCCCAGCUCAAAAUAGUUGCCCUCCCCCCCAGCCCGCUCUAAACCCUGAGACCCUGAAGGGACAUUCUUAUCCCGGCUCGUUGUCGUCGCCUUUCCCAGGAGACCCCUGUGCGGUGCGGAGGGGGCGGCGGCCCCGGCUCUGACCCGCGCCGGGGGAGGGGUUGGGGUUGGGCCAUGGCGGAGAUCAGCGACCUGGACCGGCAGAUCGAGCAGCUGCGGCGCUGCGAGCUCAUCAAGGAGAGCGAAGUCAAGGCCCUGUGCGCCAAGGCCCGAGAGAUCUUGGUAGAGGAGAGCAACGUGCAGAGGGUGGAUUCGCCAGUCACAGUAUGCGGUGACAUUCAUGGACAGUUCUAUGACCUCAAGGAGCUGUUCAGAGUGGGUGGCGACGUCCCUGAGACCAACUACCUCUUCAUGGGGGAUUUUGUGGAUCGUGGUUUCUACAGUGUUGAAACGUUCCUCCUGCUGCUGGCACUUAAGGUUCGCUACCCUGACCGAAUCACCCUGAUCCGGGGCAACCACGAGAGCCGUCAGAUCACCCAGGUCUACGGCUUUUAUGAUGAGUGCCUGCGCAAGUAUGGCUCGGUGACUGUGUGGCGCUACUGCACUGAGAUCUUUGACUACCUCAGCCUGUCGGCCAUCAUUGAUGGCAAGAUCUUCUGUGUGCACGGGGGCCUCUCCCCCUCCAUCCAGACCCUUGACCAGAUCCGGACAAUUGACCGAAAGCAAGAGGUGCCUCACGAUGGUCCCAUGUGUGACCUGCUCUGGUCUGAUCCUGAAGAUACAACAGGCUGGGGUGUGAGCCCCCGUGGGGCUGGCUACCUAUUUGGCAGUGACGUGGUGGCUCAGUUCAAUGCAGCCAACGACAUUGACAUGAUCUGCCGUGCCCACCAACUGGUGAUGGAAGGUUACAAGUGGCACUUCAAUGAGACUGUGCUCACUGUGUGGUCAGCACCCAACUACUGCUACCGCUGUGGGAACGUGGCAGCCAUCCUGGAGCUGGAUGAGCAUCUCCAGAAAGAUUUCAUCAUCUUCGAGGCCGCUCCCCAAGAGACGCGGGGCAUCCCCUCCAAGAAGCCUGUGGCUGACUACUUCCUGUGACCUUUUGGUCCCUGCCCUCCCCCUCCAGCCCCUCUGGCCCUUGGACCACUGUGACGCUACCCUCUUCUCCAGAUGGAGGCUGGGCAUGGAGGGCUGUCCCCAGCUCUGCUCUCCCCGCAGAGGGCACUUCGAUGGUGAGGACUUUCUCUGGAGAGGCUCGGAGCCACCGCUCCAUGCUCCUCCUCUCCUUUCUUCCCACCUGAACCAUGAAGUUUCCAAUAAUUUUUUUUUGUUUUUUGUUUUUUUGUUUGUUUGUUUUUAGAUAAAAAUUUUGAGAAAAAGAAAAAAUUCUAAUAGAAGAAAUAUGGU
Molecule: messenger RNA, 1620 nt
Organism: Artibeus jamaicensis (Jamaican fruit-eating bat)
Lineage: Eukaryota; Metazoa; Chordata; Mammalia; Chiroptera; Phyllostomidae
Gene: PPP4C
Product: protein phosphatase 4 catalytic subunit
Exons: 8
Coding region: 388-1311 (307 amino acids)
Biological process (GO): peptidyl-serine dephosphorylation; double-strand break repair via homologous recombination
Cellular component (GO): cytoplasm; nucleus
Molecular function (GO): protein serine/threonine phosphatase activity
Source: RefSeq, a predicted model, not a curated record